This is a messenger RNA of Penicillium paradoxum, 1344 nucleotides long. RefSeq names its product cytochrome P450. The transcript has 2 exons. Gene Ontology annotation, molecular function: heme binding; oxidoreductase activity, acting on paired donors, with incorporation or reduction of molecular oxygen; iron ion binding. Lineage: Eukaryota; Fungi; Ascomycota; Eurotiomycetes; Eurotiales; Aspergillaceae. The record is from RefSeq and is a predicted model, not a curated record. The coding region runs from base 1 to 1344 and encodes 447 amino acids.
AUGAACGCUUCUGCAUCUGCUAGACUCCUCGAGAAGCGCAGCGGAAUCUACUCAUCUCGGCCCCCGAAUUAUAUUGCCAACGAACUAAUCUGCAAAAACCAAACGCACAUCCUUUUUACUCCUUUUGGAAACACCUUUAGAAAGAUGCGCAAAUCUACCCAGGGUCUCUUUUCGCCUCGUGAGCUCGCGUCUGUGCUCCCCGUUCAACUAGCAGAGGCCUCCCAGACGGCGUAUGAUAUUCUCCGCACUCCUGAUCGAUAUUAUGAACACAUCCAACGAUAUACUACUGCAGUGAUUCUGGCAGCCGUUUAUGGCCAACGGGGUGAGGCCUUCGAGUCUCCCAACGUUCAAGCUCUUUAUGAUGUUCAGAACCGUUUCACCGCGCUCCUAGAGCCCGGUGCGGCCCCUCCAGUUGAUGGUAUCACUUUCCUUAAGCAUAUCCCCGAGUUUCUUGCCCCAUGGAAGCAAAGGGCAAAGCAUAUACGACGCGACCAACGUGAAAUCUACUCCAGGCUGUACAACUCAACUAAACAACGCAUGAAAGACGGAAUACGAGUAGGAUGCUUUAUGGAGAAGCUUAUCGACGACCAAGAAAAGAAUGGAAUGGAUGACGAGCACACAACAUACCUUGGUGGAACGUUCAUGGAGGCGGGCUCCGAUACAACAUCAUCCACUCUUUUGUCAUUUCUUCUCGGCACACUCGAGAAUCCAGUUGCCCUGGAGCGUGCGCAGGCAGAUGUAGAUCGGGUCUGCGGCUUGCAACGAUCGCCCGCUUUGGAGGACUUGGAAAAUUUGCCAUAUAUCGAGGCUUGCAUGCACGAGAUUCUCCGCUGGAGGCCUGUUGCAGCGGGUGGCAUCCCGCACAUGCUUACACAAGAAGACUCCUACAAAGGCUAUGUAUUCCCGGCUGGGACUAUCUUCUUCGCCAAUUCAUGGGCUAUCCAACACGACGAAAACGAGUAUGAUGAGCCUAGUCUCUUUAACCCCGACCGAUGGCUUGGAGGGAACACGUACGGUACCAAGAGCAGCGUGAAAAUGGAGCCAAACGAACAGCGCAAGACAUCCUACGGCUGGGGCGCAGGACGCAGAAUUUGUCCUGGCCAGCGGAUGGCGGAGUUUUCGUUGAAGAUCAAUAUUGCCAAGUUGGUGUGGGCGUUCAACAUCGAGCGCGAUACGACUGCAGGCCCACCUGAUGUCUCUGUAGAGACAGGUUACGAGGGAGGAUUCUUGAUCUGUCCCAAGAAGUUCCCUCUCAAAAUCACACCAAGGAGCAAGGCUCAUGCGGCUGUCAUCGAGUCUGAGUUUGAAGGGCUCACGCGUUAUUAUGAGAAGUUAGCGGCCUAG